This is a messenger RNA of Apiotrichum porosum, 1008 nucleotides long. RefSeq lists its product as uncharacterized. Lineage: Eukaryota; Fungi; Basidiomycota; Tremellomycetes; Trichosporonales; Trichosporonaceae. The transcript has 3 exons. The coding region runs from base 1 to 1008 and encodes 335 amino acids. The record is from RefSeq and is a predicted model, not a curated record.
AUGCUUGUCGGUCUGGGCAACAACAUCAACGGCGCGUUAUCCACCUCCUCGAUACCGGUGCAUUCGACCCCCGUGUCACAGUCACACGAUGGUGCAGUCCUGUUUCACGGCUGGAGCUGCUCCGUCGUGCUCGAGUACAAGAACAACAGGAUACGCGCUUGGGGCCGCGACCCGCUCGUGUCGUCUCUAGACCAAUGGGCUCUGCCUACUUCUCCGCCGUCACCACUGGUCCAAGGGCUCAAGGUGUUGACUCAACAUGACCGUCCAGCGGCGGUGUUGGCCGGAGGCAAGGUAUACCUACCCCCGACAUGUCACUCGUCACUGCCAGUUGACAGCUCAGCGCCAGCAGUAGCGCCUUUUGGACCACCGGGUUGGUAUCAAGGUGCCAAUUGGGACGACGCAGGUGUCACAGACCUGGGACCGGCCGUUGGCUUUUGUCGCGAGCGUGGCCUGUAUCGCUUCCCCGACCUUGAGCAUCUCUGUGCAGACAAGAAUGGAUCGCGCGUCGAGCACCCGUUCCUCACAGCCAACACCGACGUGCAAGUAUACGCUACUGAGGCGAGAGUACUACUCCUUGUCCAUGGGCACGUCCUCGAGCUGGACGUCAAGAACGACACCAGCCGACCGCCAUUGACGGUGGUGGACGAGAUGGAGGGACUCGGCGUCACGCAGCUGAUACCGGGACCUGGGAACCGGUUCGGGGCGGUCACACAGGCUGGGGAGGGAUACCUCCUGGGCCCACACGAUGUUGAGGCGGUUGUCAUUGGGCCAGGGGAGGAUGAGGACGAGGACGAGGAAGGCGAUGGUAUCGCGGCCAUGGCGCUCGGCUACGAGUUUGACAUUGUCCUAUCAUGCGGCACCGUGUACGCACGCGGCAACAAUGAGUUUGGACAACUUGGCCAGCGUCCAACGACCAAAUGGCUGAAGACGUGGACGCGUGUGGAUGUCGACGGCGUCACGGCGGUCUGCGCUGGCCGCUUUUCAACGCUGCUGGCCAAGGCAUGGUAG